AUGUCCAGCGCCUACAAGCAGCUGUACUCGGUCCCCAUAGCAGACCGCCCACCCCACGGCCCUCUCUUCUCCAAAGUCUUCUUCCCCAUCUUCUUCACGCUCGCACAGAUCGGUAUCGGCUCUGCGCAACUCUUGUUCAUGCCGCUGCUACUGGUUCCGUUUGUGGGCAAGAGGGCAUUCACAAGGGGAAUCGAGUGGACGAAGGACGGAUAUGGGCGUUUGCUGAUCGCCAUAACGGUUCUCUUCGGACCCACCUCCUUCACAUUCACAUCCGACGUCCCCCCUCUUCUUGACGAUCUAGUACAGAAUGACUCUCAAGGGAGACUACAGAAGAUCAAUCUGCCGGACAGGCUGGUGAUCAUGGCUAAUCAUCAGUCAUAUCUAGAUUGGAUCUAUCUCUGGAUCAUCUGUGCAUAUGCUGGACAUUCAAGGGGGCUUGUAAUCAUGCUUAAGGCGAGCCUGAAGAACGUUCCUUUAUUGGGGUGGGGCAUGCAAUUGUUUAAAUUCAUCUUCCUCCAACGCUCUUGGGCCGCCGAUCGUAGCAACCUCACCCUUGCCCUCCGCCAACUGGGAAAAGAAGCGCAGUCCACGGAUGAUGCUUCUGAAUCGGCCAGCCUACUACGGUCCGAGAGUGGCAAGAGGUCGCCUUUGUGGUUGAUGAUGUUUCCCGAGGGGACAAUCAUCAAUGACGACGAGCGGCCCAAGAGCAAGAAGCAUGCGGAACGUGAAGGAAUUGACGACUUUGAAACAUUGCUUCACCCCCGUACAACCGGCCUCCUAUUCUGUCUCCGAACACUUCUUCCGCAGAUUCCCGACCUCCAGCUCCUGGACAUCACCAUAGGCUACCCUGGUGUUCCCUUCGGUCGAUACCCAGAAGACUGGUAUGGCCUCUUCUCCGUGUUUCUCAAAUCUGUCCCUCCCCCUACCGUCCAUAUUCACCUUCACCUCAACUCUCACCUCACCCACCCCGACUGCGAGAUUCCUUCGUUGAGCACGAAAUCUUUGACGGAGGAGGGGGAGAUGACGGAGGAGACCGGGCUAGCCAGUAAAGAAGAGAGUCGGGCUUUCGAACUGUGGCUGAGAAAGAGGUGGGGAGAGAAGGAGAAGAGGUUGAAGUACUUUUACAAACACCAGAGGUUUGAAGGGGAGAGAGAAGUUGUACAGGUCAGACAACAGCAUUGGUAUCACUGGAUUGCUGCCUGUGGCGGCGGAGGGCUUGGGACAGCGUUGAUUCUAGCAUGGGCGUUCUGGUAUGCGGUGCGCUGA
Messenger RNA from Cryptococcus wingfieldii CBS 7118, 1266 nucleotides. Its product is annotated as acyltransferase. Gene Ontology annotation, cellular component: endomembrane system. The transcript has 5 exons. Bases 1 to 1266 code for a protein of 421 amino acids. The record is from RefSeq and is a predicted model, not a curated record. Gene Ontology annotation, molecular function: acyltransferase activity. NCBI's taxonomy places the organism in Eukaryota, Fungi, Basidiomycota, Tremellomycetes, Tremellales, Cryptococcaceae.